AGCUUUGAUUUGCCAGCCUCGUAUCGUUCGCAAACUGCAGUAUAGGUAUAUAUAUAGUUAUAUUAGGUGUACAUGCCAUGUACUAACUACACUGUACAGUGUAUGUAUACACCUAUCUAACGAAAAUACACGCGCUGCACUGAAAUUAUACAUAACUGCGCAUUUAAAAGCGGAGUAGACGUGCGCAUACACGUGCGCAACAGCUCGACGUGAUAUAUAUAUAUAUAUAAAUGCUGCACAACGUAUAUGCGAGAUACGCAAUAAUUCUCCCCGAUUUUUUUUCAUUCGUCUGCAAAAACUUGAAAAUCGCGACUCGUCUGUCCGAUCGUCAUCUGUUGACUUGUGAUCGUUGGAUACAUAUAAGUAUGUAGCGACUGAUAAAUAAUCUAAUCGCAAUAACGCAGUUUUCAUAAUCUGAAAGAAACAAGAGCAUUACACACGCAGCGCAGGAUUCAAGAUCAUUCCAUUCCUCCCAUCUCUCAACCUCCCCACUUUUGUUUACUACCUGUAUAUACGCGAAAUCUCACCUCCCAUUCUAUAUACCCACUGACCACAUACUAUACAGUCUGCUGCUGUUCUUGGAUCAGCUGUGCUGUGGCUCUCUAUAAGCUGUUCUCUGCGCUCUGCUUUCAACACUGCAGACCUCGGACAACGACGACGUUUACCAACGCGUCGAGCUGCGUCGCGCUGACAUGACUCUGCCUGUGUUUUCUCCUCGCGAUUGAUUUCCUAAUUUGGCCCUUCUUUGUUUUGUGAAUCCGGACGGAAUUUUCGUUCUGCUGCCACGCACAUCCACCCAAACACGCACUCAUUGUUCUUCUGCUGCUGUUGCAUGGUUGUUUUGCUAUCCGCGCAGUUGCCUCUCGACCUGGACCUCCUCUCCGUAGCGCGGCUCAUGAGGUAGCGCAACGAGCUUCGAGUUGGUAGGCUACAGUAAAGCACGAUUCCAGCCGUCACGAUGUCGGACAUAAAGAGCUUGGAGCAUCCCACACUGAAGGUGCCAUACGAGUUGCUGAACAAAAAGUUCCGCUCAGCCCAAAAGACGCUGGACCGAGAGGUAUCGCAUGUUCAAGCAGCUGCUAAUGAGUUCGAGAAAAUAGGUCUGAGAGGAGAGGGAAAGGGUGUUCCAACAGGAGAUAUAACUCGUCUGUUAGGUGGUGUGGUGGCCAAAUUGCAGGUGUUGAAGAGGAAGGCACAGGAAUCCAUUGCAGAGGAGUUACAGGCUGGAAUGGUUUGUAAACGACGGUUGGAUCACCUGAAAGAACAUGCAAACACAACUCCCAGUGCGGUUAAUCAGUGGAGAAGGCAGAGACUGGAUCGAAUGCUGGUGGAAUAUUUCCUGCGCAAGGGAUACUACAAAACUGCCAUGAAACUUGCUGACACUAGUGAUCUCAGAGAUCUGACAAAUAUAGAUGUCUUCAUGGUCUCAAGAGAAGUGGAAAAGUCACUAGCAAAUCACGAAACUACCAGAUGUUUAAACUGGUGUCACGAUAAUCGUUCUAAAUUAAGAAAACUGGGCAGUACUAUGGAAUUUAAUCUACGUGUUCAAGAAUUCAUCGAACUUGUACGCUCGGAUCGAAGGCUAGAUGCUGUGAAGCAUGCCCGUAAAUGUUUUGCAAACUAUGAAGAUUACCAGUUGCAAGAAAUACAAGCAUGCAUGGGUCAGCUGGCAUUUCCAGCAGAUCCACAUCACAGUCCAUACAAAGAUUUGUUGGACGAAAAAAGGUGGGACAGAUUGAUAGAACAAUUUCGCCAUGAAAAUUACAGACUUUUCCAAUUGGCUAGUCAAAGUGUCUUCACAGUAGCAUUACAAGCUGGCUUAUCAGCUCUCAAAACCCCACAGUGUUACAGUGGAAAUAAAGAGGGCAAGAAUCCCAGUUGUCCAGUGUGCAAUGAGACUUUAAAUGAACUUGCAACUCCUUUGCCAUAUGCUCACUGCUCACAAUCAAGACUGGUAUGCAGUAUCAGUGGUAAAGCCCUCAAUGAAUAUAAUCAACCCAUGAUGAUGCCAAACGGCUAUGUGUACGGUGAAAAGGCUCUGGAAAAAAUGGCACAGGAAAAUAAUGGCACUGUGAUCUGUCCAAAGACCAAAGAAGUAUUUCCUUUUAAGAAAAUUGAGAAAGUUUACGUCAUGUAAGGCACUGGAGCACAAGUUGUAUUAUACACAUUUAAAUCUCUCUCUUAAAUCACGAUAGCGUAAGAAAUUUCGAGUAUGUAGAAUAUCAUUUAUAAUAAUAACUUGUAAACAUAACUGUAAAAAAUUAUCACGUAAAAAUAAAGUAUAUUUUCCAGAAA
This is a messenger RNA of Nasonia vitripennis (jewel wasp), 2295 nucleotides long. It is a transcript of the gene Kaz, whose product is annotated as E3 ubiquitin-protein transferase MAEA. The transcript is spliced from 5 exons. Gene Ontology annotation, cellular component: GID complex; cytoplasm; nucleus. The record is from RefSeq and is a predicted model, not a curated record. Gene Ontology annotation, biological process: proteasome-mediated ubiquitin-dependent protein catabolic process. NCBI's taxonomy places the organism in Eukaryota, Metazoa, Arthropoda, Insecta, Hymenoptera, Pteromalidae. Gene Ontology annotation, molecular function: protein binding; ubiquitin protein ligase activity. Bases 959 to 2137 code for a protein of 392 amino acids.